This is a messenger RNA of Parnassius apollo (apollo), 540 nucleotides long. Lineage: Eukaryota; Metazoa; Arthropoda; Insecta; Lepidoptera; Papilionidae. The record is from the annotation of a GenBank genome assembly.
AUGCAUCGUCUUUUUACUGAGCUGGAGCCAUCUAUUACUGUCACCGAGCAAAACCUGGCAGACCGAGUUCGGUAUAUCUUACGCUCAAUUAUAUUUGAUGGCGCCGAACUCGAACGGUUACGACGUGAGGCUGUUCCCUCAUCAAAUGAAAACGCUACGACUGGGGGUGCGGUGCCAGAAGUUGCAGAACAACCCGCACACGUGGAUGCCGCCGAGAAUACCCCAGUGGUUGCUGAUUCAAAUGAUGAUGGAACAUUCACCCAGGAACUAGAAAUAGAGCAAAUGAGGAGUACAUUGGAAGAGGCGAUUAUGGAAACGCGCAGUACGCCUCUCGAAAAUCGACCGCGACUUCCCCCGCAUAGCCCUAAGCAAGCGGAAUCGGGCUGUCGUGAGGGCUCUGAACCCAAUACUAGUGACCUAUUUGGAAGCCAGCCGGGACCUUUGCGAGACGGACUCAAUUCUCUUUGGCGCCGCACUGGCAGUCUGCCGUAUUAUAGGCGCCAAACUUUCCACGGCUGGACGCACUACUGGACAAAGUAG